Lachancea lanzarotensis is the source of this 1569-nucleotide messenger RNA. It is a transcript of the gene ACH1, whose product is annotated as LALA0S10e02630g1_1. Gene Ontology annotation, biological process: acetate metabolic process. Gene Ontology annotation, cellular component: mitochondrion. The transcript has a single exon. Bases 1 to 1569 code for a protein of 522 amino acids. Lineage: Eukaryota; Fungi; Ascomycota; Saccharomycetes; Saccharomycetales; Saccharomycetaceae. Gene Ontology annotation, molecular function: acetyl-CoA hydrolase activity; acetate CoA-transferase activity. The record is from RefSeq and is a predicted model, not a curated record.
AUGUCGUCCCUACUCAAACAACGCGUGCGGUUCGCACCGUAUUUGGACCGCGUCAAGUCCGCAACAGAACUCAUACCACUAUUCCGAUCCGGCCAAAGUCUGGGCUGGUCCGGCUUCACCGGCGUUGGGGCACCCAAAGUGGUGCCCCAAGCACUCGCAGACCACGUCGAACGCAACCAGCUGCAGGGCAAGCUGCGGUUCGACCUGUUUGUGGGUGCCAGUGCAGGGCCUGAAGAGUCCCGCUGGGCAGAACUCGACAUGAUCGCCCGUCGGUCGCCUCACCAGGUCGGAAAACCCAUCGCUUCCGCCAUCAACCAGGGCCGCAUCCAAUUUUUCGACAAACACUUGUCGAUGUUCCCUCAGGAUCUCACCUACGGCUUUUACUCCCGCAACAAGCCAAUCGGGUCGCCCAUUUUGGACUACGCCAUCAUUGAGGCCACUGCCAUCAAGGAGGACGGCUCUAUCGUCCCAGGACCAUCCGUGGGUGCUUCUCCGGAGUUCGUCUCGGUCGCCGAUAAAGUCAUUGUCGAAGUCAACACUGCAACCCACUCGUUUGAAGGCAUCCACGACAUCGAUAUGCCCAUCAACCCUCCGCAUAGACCACCUUACCCAUAUCUCUCAGUAGAUCACCGGUGCGGUGUCGAUUCCAUCCCAGUCGAUCCUUCUAAAGUGGUGGCCAUCGUAGAAUCCACUCAACAUGACAAAGUGCCAUUAAACCACCCGGCUGAUGAAGCCUCUAGAGCCAUUGCAUCGCAUUUGAUCGAAUUUUUGGAACACGAAGUCGCGGUUGGCCGUUUGCCCAAAAAUUUGCAUCCUUUGCAAUCUGGUAUUGGUAAUAUCGCCAAUGCGGUUAUUGAGGGACUGUCGUCUGCAUCUUUCCACAAUUUGACGGUCUGGACAGAGGUUCUCCAAGACUCGUUUUUGGACCUUUUCGAAAAUGGAUCCUUGGAGUAUGCCACUGCAACCAGUAUUCGUCUCACUGAGCCAGGUUUUGAGAGAUUUUUCAAUAAUUGGGACGAGUUUUCACAAAAACUAUGUCUCAGAUCUCAAGUCGUUUCCAACAACCCAGAGAUGAUUCGUCGACUCGGUGUCAUUGCCAUGAAUACCCCCGUGGAGGUGGACAUCUACGCGCAUGCAAAUUCGACCAAUGUUUCUGGGUCACGCAUGUUGAACGGUUUAGGCGGUUCUGCAGAUUUCCUCAGAAACGCAAAGCUUUCGAUAAUGCAUACCCCAUCUGCCAGACCAUCCAAGACCGACCCUACAGGGAUUUCUACCAUUGUGCCCAUGGUGUCUCAUGUUGAUCAGACGGAGCACGACUUGGAUGUGGUAGUCACAGAUCAAGGUUUGGCUGAUCUCAGAGGUUUGUCGCCAACAGAAAGGGCUCGCGAAAUAAUACAACACUGUGCUCACCCAGAAUACAAACCUAUUCUGAUAGAUUAUUUGGAAAGGUCCGAAUUUUAUGCUCGCAAGAAUAAAUGCAUGCACGAGCCUCACAUGUUGAAGAACGCCCAUAAAUUCCAUAUAAAUCUAGCCGAGAAGGGUACGAUGAAAGUUGAGUCUUGGGACUAA